Podarcis lilfordi (Lilford's wall lizard) is the source of this 42196-nucleotide messenger RNA. The record is from the annotation of a GenBank genome assembly. Lineage: Eukaryota; Metazoa; Chordata; Lepidosauria; Squamata; Lacertidae.
AUGUCCAAGCCCGGAGCCGGCGGCGCCGUCGAGGAAGAAGCCAAGAUGCCCCCCUCUUCCUCCUCCUCCUCCGGCGAGGGGCGAGAUGGCAGCUCCGCGGACCCUGCGCCCGAGAGGAGCCCCGGGAAAGUUGGGCAGAGGCAGGAGAUCGUCUGGAGGAAUGUCAUCCUCAUGGCCUUGCUGCACGUCGGGGCGGCGUAUUCCCUGGUCCUCAUCCCCAGAGCGCAUCUCUUCACCCUGAUGUGGGGUAAGUGGCUCCCCUCUCACUGCCCCCUCUCCCUCAUCACCGGAGAUUUCAAUGUUUUCCCCUUUAUACAAGAGAUGUUGUUGUUUUGUCUGCCUGUUCCCCAGGGGAUUAAUUCAUAACGCAGGCCUCCCCCCCCCCCCCGGUCUGGGUCCCCCUCUCCCAGAGGACCAGUUGUGUAGGUGCUUUCUAUUUUUCUCUUUAAAAAAUGAUAUAUUUCUCGCACCCUUCGGUGGUUUUGAAAGUUCUGCAUCCGCUACACCAUCCUAAGCGUUGGGUUGUUGUUUCCUUUUGCAAGAUCAAACUCUGUCGAUGCACCCAGUCGCCACCCUCUGCUUUGUCCUUUGAACAUUUCCGAAUGUCAAAUGCGCUCCCCGAUUUUGCUGCUAGGUGGGUAGGAGCUCAGAAAUGGAAGGCAGCCCAUCCACUGAGCACCUUGCUUGUUUAGACAAAAGAACGGCUCAUAGGUAUGCCCUGUGCAAUAGCUGGUCUUGUGAACGCCCACUUAAAGAUUGCACGGUCUGUGCUGGAUGAAAUACAGGCUGUAGUAGCAGCUGAGUAGCCCUGGGGUAAAGCAGUGGUAACUUAUAUGUUUAUAGCUUCUCUUACAAGCAUGUGAGUGGGGAGGGGGUUUCAGCGUGUGUUUAAGAGGGAGGGAACUCAAUGUGUUUGCAGAGGAUUCUAACAGAAAACAGCAUUAAAAUCAACAUGCCAGGAACUGGAGGCCCACAGCAAGACAUCCUUCUACUGUUCUUGAUGCAAGGUUCAAAAUGCAAAGACUUCUUCAUAGUGCAAGGAGUGGUGCGUGGUUUGUUGAUCCUAUGGGUUCAAGGGAUUUUAAAGUAAUUUGCAUUUAGGACCAGCGUGUUUAAGUUGUCCCGUAUUUUUGACCCGUCAACCUGGAUCAAGCUUACUUUAUAGGGUCACUUUUCUUAUUCGCCACAUGAAAAAAACCCAAAAAAUCACGAGCAGGGCUGGAGAAAGAGAGAAGUGCUGUCUAACCAAGGAGCUGGGCCAGUGCAAAGAUUGAGAAUUGUUAGGGCUUAGCAUCGCACAGGAUCAGGCCAAGUGGUCCCAAAUAGAUGCAUUCCCUGCAGCGACAAAGGAUUAUUCUCCCACUCUGCCUUGUGAAUCACGCUCUGCCUGGUGUGUUCGCAUCGCCUUGCUUCUAAUGUAUCUUGCACAGAGAUACGGUUUGCCUGCUUCUGCUAGAGAUUGAAGUGAGGAUUCAGUUUCAGCCAGCGCUAACCGCGGAAGCCAUGUUCACCAACAGCACUCUCAUCCUUAGAGCGGACUCUCCCGCCCCCUUACACCAAGCAAGCUGCAGGAAGAAAAUAGUUUCUCUGUGCAUGAGCAGUGUGCUUUCCCCUUGCAAAUGGAUGCCUGCAACCAGUUCUCGUGCAUCUAAGAUUAUUAUUAUUAUUUCUUAUUCAGACGGUGCUUUGCAGACGGAUAUAAGCACAAAUCAGUUCCUGCCCCGAGGAGAUUACAGUCAAUACUUCUGCAAUAGGGAAAGCAUCAAAAGGGAGAGAGGCGGAGGUAAUAAAACAGCCACUGACCAGGGCUGUUGUCCAAAACAUUGGAGAAGGACGAAGGAAAGAAAAUUCAGGUGCAUGCUUCAGGUUUAGUUUUAGUUAAGAGGGUCCAGGUGAAAACUUAACGGCAAUGGUGGUUUUUAUGGAGAAAAAUGAAGGAGACAGAACUUCCAGGUGAGUGAGGACCUUUUCCCAGUAGCUUUUCAACCCCUGGCUUUGCUGCUGGAAAACUAUGCACAGCCCAAUGUCAUUGCCUGCAAACAGUUCCCCUUGUAAUGCCCUCUGGCGCAAUGACAUUGUGAACCUCAUCUGACUUGCCUUUUCCCCUCUCCUCCCAUUCUCAGCUGUAUUGCUUGAUAGUGCAACAUUCACCUGGGAUCUUUUCUUGAGCCCAGCGGCUCCAGAGCUGCGACACCAGAGGCUGCCCAGUUUAAUUUCCAAGCCCUCUUUGUUUCUUCUGAAUAGACCUCCCUCACCCGCCCCCUUCCGCUAUCACGUGCAGAAAUGGUGAAGCCUAGAAAAAGUCUCUUACACACCGAUGUUUCCAAAUGCGAAGACUGACACUUCAUCUUCACGUUGAAUGCUUGGGAAGCUAUGCUUACCUCGACUCAGGAAUGGUGCUUUUUUAAAAAAAGAAAGAGCGAUAGUCAGUAUGACAGCUAUACUCUCUCUGCAAAUCAAUGCCAUUUUGCUUUUGCUUGUAUUCUAUUCUAUUGGUAGUUGAAAAGUGAUUUAGUUGGUGAACAGAAAGUUGCACAUUCCCCCUCUCCAGUAGUGAAGUGCACUGCAAACUCACUGUAUUUUUUUGAAAGGGGGGGGGAGCGAAACAGCUGUUUUGCUUGCUGCAAAACUACCUCCACCAAAUCCUUUGUGUGGACUAGAUAUUGUGCUAUUGCCUCCGAAUCCGUCCUAGAGGAAUGCAUUCACUGAUCACAACAAAAAGCCUCAGUACCCCCAUUUUACAGAUAGAGGAAGCUGAGUCUGUUUGGUGAAUCACUCGCUCAGGGGACAUCCAUCAAUAUUCUAGCUAAAUAGGAAUUUGAACUCCGGAUCUGGCAUAAGGUGUCACUGGCAUGGUGACAACACCCGACUCUGUCUCUUUUUUUUAUCUGAGUUAGAUGAGGAAGUGGGAGUAUUGAAUCAGCGUCUGGGAUCAGAAAUAGAUUGGCUGAGAGGCGAUAAACAGCAGCUUCGGUCCUGACAAGACAGAUGCAUUAUUUGGUGCGUGUUUUGUCUAACCAGGAGAGAGAUGUUCAGCUUGUUCAGGGAGGGGCUACAGCCCCCCUAAAGGACCAAUCUGGUAGACAGGGAGUGCAGGUAGUUCCAGUUUUGUCAAGCAAAAGGCAGGACCAGCACAAUAUAUUUUUCUGCUUGAGGCAAACGACAACAUGCCCACCACAAUCCCAAGUAUGGAAGCCAACUAGAUUGCCAGCUGAAUCUGACUUCAGCUCUGGCAGUAACAUUCAAGGGCACCAAACUAGCUUACUAUCAUGGACUGGAUGGAAGCAGAGGAAUGGGGGGCAGGCACCAGCUGGGGAACCCCCAGGGGAAGAAGGCUCAGAGCCAGGGGAUUGGUGUUGGGAUGACGAUGAGUGGUCAGAGGUGGAAGAGGGGGCAGACCGGGAGGAGGAGGUAUCAGAAGCUGGAGAGGCAACAAGCUUUAGUGAGCAGGAAGAGGCUAGGGCAGAAAGCAGUCCAGAACCAGAGACAGGAGAGGAGGCGGACCAGGAUACAGAGACGAGGCAGGCUGCUGAAGAAUCCAGGGAUUUUCCCCCUCCUGCUGCAACCAGAUCCCCUCUCUCCUGGUCUCCCAGAACACAGAGAGGAAUUAAGAGGGUGGAGCAAUGAGAGAAUAGACGAAGGAGCCUGAGAUUGCUUGAGAAGGACUUGGGAGAGGAGGAGCUUUAGAAAGCAGUGGGAAGGCAGGGACCUUCAGUCCUUGCAAUUGCCUCACUGGGGCAAGAUCUAUGGGGAAGGCCUGCACUGUUUUGGCUUCUCUGAAUAAAGCGUUCACUUCACUGACUCCAGGUGAUUUAUUGCUGACUUAUGCUUGACUCCUGACACUUACUGAAUGCAGGACAAGUAACUUUGGCACACAGAGCCGUCCUCUAGCUGAGGGAACAGCGGGGGUGAAGGGAGUGGCUACCACUGCUCCCCCCCCCAGCAUCUUCCACCUGAGGCAGUUGUCUCACUCUGCCUAAUACUAGGGCCAGAGGUCCGUUCUUAACCUGAAACUGUUCUUAACCUGAAGCAUCACUUUAGCUAAUGGGGCCUCCCGCUGCCGCUGUGCCGCUGCCACGUGAUUUCUGUUCUCAUCCUGAAGCAAAGUUCUUAACCUGAGGUACUAUUUCUGGGUUAGCAGAGUCUGUAACCUGAAGCGCCUCUAACCUGAAGCAUCUGUAACCCAAGGUACCACUGUAUUGCAAUGCAUUUUUAUAGAGCAGCCGCCUUUGAGAACAUCUCAGAAACUUGGGUUGGUCUGAACCACGGCUGCUCCAGGGUUACUGACUUAGAGGUACAUUCAGAUGUUGCAUUAGUUUUCCUGAUUAUGCCAACCCUUCUGUUCCAUUUUCUAACAUUCCUUUCCCACUGCGGCACCUGAUGCAUUGUGGAACUGUGGCUUUUUGACUGAUACAGCGACGGCACAUUGUGCUAAAUUUCAUUCACACCAGCAGGCAUGUUGGGGCACAACAAUGAACGUCGCUACUCCCUCACCCUUUCUGCCCCUGUGGGCUUCUUCUCCCCCAUGAAAACUGCAGGAAUGAUGGUGUAUACCUCCCUGUAGGCCACUGAAGCAGUGAUAUAUUGCUGAGUUAUGUCUGUGUCUCAGCCAGAAAAUAUAGCCAGAGACAUUUUGGCAAAUUUGAAAGAUCCAACUGGACAGACAUUUUACCCCUGAUAAAGAGGACGUAUUCAGAAGCAUUACUAAGUGCAGAAAAAAAGGAAAAUCAGUUUCCCUAAAGCCUCUUCUUUUGUUCUGCUAACGGAGAACAUUAAGAAUUGCCUUGCUGAAUCAGACCAUUUUAUUUCCAAGAUUAAUCAGCCAUAUGCAAUGUUGGCACCAAGAUUUGGACACGGCACCCUGUCUAGACCAGGAAGACUGCACCAAGUGGGAACAUUGUUAGGGAGAUUGGACUCUGGCAAAUGACCAGCCUUGCCACCAUUUGGAGCUGACCUUAGGAAGAUGCUUCUGGCCACUUUCAAAUAAGCUAUGAAGGUGACUUUCUAAGUUCAACUAACUUCUUCUUUGUUUUUGUUUUUUUAAAUGAUAUUUAUUGAAAAAAGAAUUUUUUAAAAAUUACACAAAAGAAAAAGAAAAAUAAAAAAAAAUAAAACCAUCAUUCUCCAAUUCUCCACUUUCAAUACCUUCUUUCCUUGACCUCCUCCUCCUCCCUUUUCCUGUAUCCUGUUUUAUAACAAUCACAGCAAAUCCUUUCCAUAAUUCAUAUUAUUCUGUCAUCACAUUACCUUGAUCUAUUUUCGUCUUAUCUUAUAGAAAACCUUAAAUUUUAAAACUUAAAUCUUAAUUUUUACCAACUUCUCCUAAACCUUAACAUUCUUACCUAAUUCUUUAGACAUUUUUAUAAGAGCCAAAUAGUUUCAUUUCAACAUUUUCCUAGCAUUCAUCAAUUUUAUAAGACAGUCCUAAUGAUAAAAAUAAAAGAAAAAAGCAAUCCAGUCUUCAUCCAACGUCCCUUCCUCCUGGUCCCGGGUUUUGUCAGUCCUUUUUAUCCUAUUAAUCUAGCACAUUAACCUGGCAAUCUUAUAUCCGAGGCCCUCAAGUCACUUCCAUGUCCCUUCCGUAACUCUUCUUUAUAUUUCCCUUUUAUUCAUGGGAACUCCAGCUUGGUAGUGUUUUUGACCCUUUUCAGCAAAACAAUCCCUUUUCCAUAGUCCAAGCUAGGCUCAAUGUAAUAUUUACAAACAUGUUCCAGAUUCCCUUCAAAGUUGAGAGCCCCCACAGCUCCAGACAUCUGACGGCCCCUUUCCAGACUUGAAAAGUCCCAAUCUCCCUGUAAAGGGGGGUCUGUCCAACCCCCCAUUUCCAAACCAAACCAAAUUUUAUCUUUCCAAGUCUGAUUUUUUCCAAGUUCAUUUAUCAAAUCCAAAAGUUUAUAUUCCUGCUGGUCCGCAGCUCUCUCCGUCUCUGGUGCCCAAGAUUCAGCAAGGUCCUCUUCUCUCAGUUGUUCUGUCAUGGCACGCUCCUGUUUUGAUUCCUGGGUGGGCUCCAUAUAGUUUCCCACUGCCUGUUCAAAGGUUCUGGCCGCAUUAGUCAUGAAAUCCGUCUUCUGGCUUAACUGAUCCAAUAGGGCAUUUAUUUUACAGAAAGCACCCAACAGUGCUUCUGAAGACAUUGUUCUACAAGGUCACAAAUCGUUUCCCACAGUUGUAAUCAGUGACAGCUGCAAGUUCCCAGGAAUUAGUUACAAUUUCAUAGUUCCCCUCUAGGGGGAAAAACUUCUAGCUGCUCUUUCUCUUGAAAACAAUAGCAACAAAGUUUCUUUUUUAAGAUAUUUUGUCCAUAUUUAUUCUUUUAAAAGACGAAAGGAAGCAAUGGAGUCACUAUGUUUCUCUUCUUUUAACUAUCUGUCAAAGACAUUUGUUUCUGGUCAAUGAGCUUCAAACGUCAAUUCUGACACCCCGCUCCAGGGUCAGGACGGUGGAAAAUUACUUUGCUUUAGAUUCACUUCUGCAGGUUUAAACAGCUCAGAAAAGAUCCCCCUUCUUCUCCUGCUACCGAAGGGGGGGUUCAGCGAUUUUAGAUGAUGAAAGUCGAUCCUUUAAAAGUGAUUUUUAAGGCUCUAGUUUGCGUUGUCUUUGCUUUGUUCUAACUACAAGGAAACGGAAGGGUGACUUCCUGUUUAAACCUUCCCGUUUCAGUACCAAAUUAGGGUGAAUUUUUAAGUCCAAAUUCCUUUUUAUUUUGCCAGUUCUUAUUUGAAGUCCAAAUAUUCAAUGUUCCAGUACUCACGGUUGGUUGUUUUAAAUGCCAAAUUGUCCCAGGAAAAAGGCAGCGCUCUCCGGCAACGGCUAUGCGGCUUCGCUCCGCAGAAAAAGCAAUUGACUCACAGCGCCGCGCCACUUCCCCCUCUUCACUUCGGAGCCCGUUUGUGGGUUCCUUUGCGGGUUGGGGGGGCGCUAAGGGUGCCCGCCGAGUCCCACGGUAACAGGCUUCAUCCGCCUGUGAUUUCCAGAGGGAUCCCCGCUACGCCGCAGCGGAAAAGACCCGUUUCAUGCGGAGCAAGUCCCUCCAGUUCAGAGGGAGUCCGCCAUUGCCGGUGGCGCCAGCCCGGAAGUCUCAACUAACUUCUUCUUUGGAGGCAGCCUAAAGUCGGGUGUCCAGAAUCUUACUGCCUCUGAACAUGAAGUUCUGCUUGGCUGAUGAGAAGCCAUGGAGAGAGUUGUCCUCCAUGAAGUUGUCGAAGCUUAGGGGCCGUCACCAUGGCUUGCCUAAACAAAAAACGUUUUUAGCAGGUGUCACAAUAAAGAAUAGUGAACGUUCCAGACUGAUGCCAGUCGGCUAGGCAGGGAGUUCCAAAGUGUAUCAAUAGGCGGGGUGUUCCAAAGACUGAUUUCUCACAAAUGCAGAAUGAGUGGCACGUAUAACAGCGCCUGUUCCACAAAUCUGAGCAGUUGAAUAGCCAUAUAUGGCAGACCUGUAGAAAUUCCAGUGAUGAGUAUAUUUGUUUGUCUCUUCAUUUAUUUAUUUAUUUUUAAUUAAUUCAGAGGAUGGAAGUCUAGGAGGCCAAUCAAAUAAAAUAACAACUGAUAGGCUUUAGAUAUUCCAUAAAUUAAUUCUUAAUUAUGGGAAGAAAUGAUUUUCGUUUCUUUUCCUGGUCAUUUUGAAACCUGAACCUACAGCUUCAUCAUUAGGCAAAAGGGAGUUCAAAGAUUACGAUAGAGGAAGGAACAUUUCUUUCUGCAAUUUUUUAAAAAGCGAAGGCUUGGUAUUAUUUCCUUAGGCUAAAGGGAAAGUCACAAUUAAUUUACGUUACCCUUAAAAAAAACGAUAAACGAUAGAACAAACAAACAAAAGUUACAUCGGAUUUAUGAAGUCAAAGCAUUGUAAAGCAAAUGGCAAAGCAGUAAUAUGCCAUAAUUUGCAAAUUAAUAAUUUGCAUAUUUAACAUGCAGAGCUGCAUUCGAGUGUACUGUAUUUGCAUUUGUCAAAAUAGAUCGCAGGUAGCAAAAUAAACAUCUGGAACGGAGGCAUUUUAAGCUGAGUGGCCUCAUCCAAGGACGCUGUACUUACAAGAUUCUUGCUGUGAGGAGGGGCUUGAGCUACCCAUCACUUUCAUCACCUGUUUAUCAACAGUGAGAGAGCCUCUUAUCUUUCUGUACCAAAGUUUUAUAGUAACUGCCGUUCACUUUUCCUGUGUAUGAACCAUCCCCAUGAAUGAUUACUUCAUUCAUUCGUUUCUUAUAUUAGAUAAUUAAAAAGUUUAUUUGUGUAAUAUCUCCACUUGUUCCCCUGGAAAAGUGUCUCAUAUUGUUACACCAGGGUGCAGGCAUCUCAUUUAUCCUAAUCUAGUCUUUACAGUGGUACCUUGGUUCUCAAUCCGUUCCGGAAAUCUGUUCCAAAACCAAAGCGUUCCGAAACCAAGGCGCGCUUUCCCAUAGAAAGAAAUGCAAAAUGGAUUCAUCCAUUCCAGAUUUUUAAAAACAACCCCUAAAACAGCAAUUGAACAUGAAUUUAACUCUCUAAACAAGACCAUUGUUCCAUAAAAUGAAAGCAAUGUACUGCAGUCACACAAUCAAUCAGUAGCAUAACAGGGUUCCACACAGUCACAAAAACCAAACAAAAAGAGCAGCAAAAACAAAAACGCAAAAUAAAUGGCAAAAACAGACAGACCUCAGCGUAACACUCAAAACGGAGCACGUUCGGCUACAAAAACAAAAAGCUCGCAAGGCGGAACACUUACUUCCGGGUUUGUAGUGUUUGGGUUCCAAGUUGUUUGAGUACCAAGGCAUUUGAGAACCAAGGUACAUUGUACUGCAUUAUUCUUAAGCAACAGCAAAAUAAUUGGACAUGGAGGUUCCGCGUUACCAGAGAGCCGGGUUCUCUGUUUUCUCAAGGCUGGAGACAGGAAACUUAUGACCCUUCAGACAUGACUGAAUUCAAACUCCUAUGCAGGCUGGGGGUGAUGGGAACUGGAGUCAAAGAGCACCUGAAACACCACAAAUUCCUUAUCCCCGGUCAAGUCGUAACAUCUUCUCCUUUCCCCCUGAAAGAGAAAUUUGUUUUCCUUCCAGGAGUAAAAAUAUUUUCUAAUCUCCUCCACCCACCUGCACUCUUGUUGCUAUGUCCACGCCUACACUUUUUAUUUUGGGAAGAUUCUUCCUUGGGAGGUUCUGACGCUGUUUUAUCUAGAAAAGAAUUGAUCGUUAGCUUAAAACUGAUUGGCAGUGCAUGAAUGCAGAUCUUACGUUUGUCCUGUACGCCGGUUUCUACACAUUAUCUCAUAUAUAUAUAUGUGUGUGUGUGUGUGUGUGUGUGUUUUAACAUAUCAUUUUCAACAGUAAUUAAACAUACUUUUACAUCUUAUACAACUUUUUGACUUCCAUCAAUCUCGUCUGAAAAUUUUCCAAUCUAAUCUCUUAGGAUACAUUUCUUACUUCCCCUAUUACAUAAGUCUCAUAACUAAUAUCUCUGUUCUUUUUCUACUUUGUACCUUUUCUUAUAUUUCUCCUUGCAAAACUUCUUGUAGUCCUACUAACGUAAUUUGUUGAUUACAAUUGCUCUUCAAAUAGUUCAUAUACUUCUUCCAAUCUUCUGUAAAUCUCUGGUCCUGCAGGUUUCAAAUCCUUCCUGUCAUUUUGUCCAACUCUGCAUAGUCCAUUAAUUUUAUCUGCCAUUCUUCUUUCGUCGGUUUCUACACAUUAUCUCACAUACCCCUUCUCUAUCCUGCCUUCGGCCAACUAACAGGCAUUGUCAGAGUUCAAGGAAGAAGAAGAGUUUGGAUUUACUAUCCCGCUUUAUCACUACCUGAAGGAGUCUCAAAGCGGCUAACAUUCUCCUUUCCCUUCCUCCCCCACAACAAACACUCUGUGAGGUGAGUGAGGCUGAGAGACUUCAGAGAAGUGUGACUGGCCCAAGGUCACCCAGCAGCUGCAUGUGGAGGAGCGGGGAAGCGAACCCGGUUCACCAGAUUACGAGUCUAUCGCUCUUAACCACUACACCACACUGGCUGGAAGCAUUCCAGCCAGGCGAAAAUACUGAAUAAUGGUAUGAAGGGUGUGGCUUGGGAAGAGUGGGUGUGGCUGAGGAAGGGGUGUGGCCUGGGGAGGGUUCCAAGGUCCAUAUAGAAAGGCGCGGAGGGCCGAAUUUGUCUCCUGGGCCUGAAAUCCCCCACCUCUGAUCUAUUGUUUUUCAGUUUCCUCAGACAUUUUAUGCUGUGUGCUUUCCCUCCUGCAGACGCUGGCUCUAGUAUGUCCUCUGGGAAGACGUCCAGUCUGGAAAGGUGCCCUAUUCCCACCCAUCUCUGAUCACCCAGCCUGCCAGUUUAGGUCAUAAGUUGGUACAAAAUGCAGGUCAGAUGGACAAGCCAUUCAUUCUCCUCUCCCCACUUUAAUCUUGGCAGGAGUUUCUUCCACUCAAGGAUAUAUAUGGCUUCUUGGAAAAGUUCCCCAGAGAAUUAAAAAAGUCGCCACAGAAAAUCCAUAGGGGGAAGCAUCCCGAGCAUGUAUAUGUCCUGACCUCAAAUAUACACUAAUGUGGUCUGAAGUGGAAAUGACUGAUUAUGAAAGAGUUCUUGGGAUUGUCAGUGGAAAUGGUCACCCAUUGUGUGCAACAACUGUGAAAAAGGGGGGCAUCUUAUGUUUGGAAUCCUCUAACCUAAACCAUCCAUAUACAGUGGUACCUUGGGUUACAGACGCUUCAGGUUACAGACUCUGCUAACCCAGAAAUAGUACCUUGGGUUAAGAACUUUGCUUCAGGAUGAGAACAGAAAUCGCGUGGUGGCGGUGGGGGGAGGCCCCAUUAGCUAAAGUGAUACCUCAAGUUAAGAACAGUUUCAGGUUAAGAACGGACCUCCAGAACGAAUUAAGUUCUUAACCCGAGGUACCACUGUACUGCAAUGCAUCAACACCUAAAAACUGGACCCACUAGCCCCAGAUUCCACCCAUUCCCCUGACACACCCACACAAAGGCCGAACUAGUAUAUGGCACACCUGCAGCUGUGCAGUUAUCUCUCCUCCUCUUGGUGUCAAUGGGAGGGGAAUUGAAAAUAAGGUUGAAUAGAAAGAAUUAGAAAAUUGAAGUGUUGGAGCAGGGUGUUUUUGCCCUGCCUGGUGCAGGGAAGUGGAAGCAUCUCUGUCACAGAAUUUCAUCACCACCUUAGGAUUUCUCUGUUAAGGUCCAAAACAAGGACUGAGGUGCAAUUAUUUCAGACUCUCCAAGCGUCCCUAUUUUCAGGGUCAGCCCCAGAUUUACAGAAGCCAUCCCAGUUUCUGAUUUUAUCCUGGAAUGUCCCACUUUUCCUUACGGCGUCCCUAUUUUCAUCGGAGAAAUGUUGGAGGGUGUGGAGUUACGUGACACACACACACACUCCAAGCCAAGGAGAUAAGUACGUAACUAUACAACCUUUAAGGGACGUGGGUGGCACUGAGGUCUAAACUACAGAGCCUAGGGCUUGUCGAUCAGAAGGUCGGCAGUUCUAAUCCCCGCAACGGGGUGAGCUCUCAUUGUUCGGUCCCAGCUCCUGUCAACCUAGCAGUUCAAAAGCAUGUCAAAGUACAAGUAGGUAAAUAGGUACUGCUCCUGCGGGAAGGUAAACGGUGUUUCCCUGCGCUGCUCUGGUUCGCCAGAAGCGGCUUAGUCAUGCUGGCCACAUGACCCGGAAGUUGUCUGCAGACAAACGCCGGCUCCCUCAGCCUAUAGAGCAAGAUGAGUGCCACAACCCCAGAGUUGUCUGUGACUGGACCAAACGGUCAGGGGUAACUUUACCUUUAGUUUUUAUACAACCUUUAGAAGACAUCUGAAGGCAGGCCUGUAUAGAAAAGUUUUUUAAUGUUUAAUUAUGUUUUUAUAUAUGUUAGAAGCAUCUCAGAGAGGCUGGGACAACUCAGUCAAAUGGGUGGGAUAUAAAAUUAUUGUUAUUUUUUAAGGACAUCCCUAUUUUCAUUAGAGAGAUAUUGGAGAAUAUGUUAUUUCUUAACAUUUUCUGGUCCAUCUCAAUGUCAAUGGAAUGAGAAAAUUUCAUCCCUGUUCUACCAUUUACCAUUGGAGGCUGAUAUUCAUAACAGCUCAAUGUAAAAGGUGAAAAAACUCCUGUGACUUAAUCAUUUCUAAUAUUGACAUAAAUGACCCACUUCUGCCCUCGUAUUCACCUUGGGGACAAUACUGCAGCAGUUAACGCCUCCCCAGGACUUACUACAGCCAAUAACUUCUGGUGAACCUGAUCUUAGAUGUACUUGGGAGAAGAUAGCGAUUCUUUUGUUUCCUGAAGACAAAAUAAGGGCCAGUCCAUCACUUGUAGUCUGAGAUCCUCAUUGGACAAAAGCAACCCAUGUUUGUUUUAACCUUGAUGCUAGAACACCACCGAACUCUGCUGAUUCUCCUACUGUGAAGAAUGCUGAGAGAAAGCAGCUGUAAUCUUGUCUAACUUAAGGUCUUUCUUAGUCACAUCCUGAAGUCAGCAAUGUGUUUACAGACACCACCGCGUCCUCGAUGUCUUCUCUUGAUGCUAACAAAGCCUUCUUGCCAGAAACAAGGCAGUGAAGCACAGUUAGUUUUAAUGCAGGGAACUGCUUUUUAAAGUGUGUUGGUUUCCCCCAACAUGCCUUAAGUUUAAUGAGAACAACUUGAUGUGUAUGUGGGUGUUCUUGUUCCUGAGCACAAAGGCCGCCAUUUUUACCAAAGGGAAACGUAUGAUCUGCCCUCUUUAGAGAAGUUUGUAAUGUUUGUCGUGUUUUUAAUAUUCUGUUGGGAGCCGCCCAGAGUAGCUGGGGAAACCCAGCCAGAUGGGCAGGAUAUCAACAAUAAAUUAUUAUUAUUAUUAUAAGAAACAGUCCCCACAAGUUCAACUUACCCAGAGCCUCUCUCCCAAACCCUUCCGCUCGUAGUAUGCAGUCACAAAAACAGCGCAGAAGCUUGGAAACUAGGUUAGGUUGUGUCAGGGAACUGACAUCGGAGCUAGAGGCGGAGGGAAGGCUCUCAAAUGAUGCUGGAGAAGGGCCCAGCAGGGAGAGAGGCAGCUCAGCAGAUGGGGAAGCAAAUCAGCGCAACACCAGUGAUAAAGGGGGGCAGAUGGGGGAAUCGGCGAGAGGGCUCCAGGACUCUUCACCGGACACCAGCGGGGAGAGCACGGGUCCUCCGCUACCCACGCCCUCCCUGCGCAGAAGACUUCCGCGCAGGGAGAGGAGGAGGAGACUGGGCGUCAAACAACUUUUAUGUUGGAAAAGGUUUAAGAAACGCCCACUGACGGAUUCUGCUAGCGACUGAGGCAGCCACGAAGUGAAGGGCUGUCCAGACAGAAAGGUUUAACAAGGCAACAUAGCCAGGAGAGGCGGCAACUUACGCACGAGCAACCCAUACUCAUUACAGGUUGCCAUCAGCAUUGCUGGUGUCACCCAAGGAUGGGGAAACUGUGGUCCUCUAGAUGUUGUUGGACUUCAAGUCCCAUCAGCACCGGUCAGGUUGGCCAAUAGCCAGGGUGAUAGGAGUUGUAGUACAACUUUUGGAAGGCCACAGGUUCAUCAUCCCUACUAUAAAGGCUUCUGGUUCAGGCCGGGACUGUACUGGGGCAAGAAUAUUCUUUACUCACUGGCUCCAACUCCUGGCAUGUUUUCUGGUUCUCUGACUCCCCAAGUUGGGCUCCUGUCUUGACUUGCAUUUUUGGCUCCAUUCAGUGUCUGCCCACAUGGUUCACUUCUGGCAUUGUUGGUGCACAACUACAACUGCAGUGGGGCUAGUAUGUGUUUGUUGAGUUAUGUUUACUGUCAAAAUAACACCGGUCUUGAAAGAUCUACAUUGGCUCCCAGUACGUUUCUGAGCACAAUUCAAAGUGUUGGUGCUGACCUUGACAGCCCUAAACGGCCUUGGUCCAGUAUACCUGAAGGAGCGUCUCCACCCCCAUCGUUCUGCCCGGACACUGAGGUCCAGCACUGAGGGCCUUUUUGGUAGUGGCACCCGCCCUGUGGAACAUCCUCCCACCAGAUGUCAAAGAAAACAACAACUACCAGACUUUUAGAAGACAUCUGAAGGCAGCCCUGUUUAGGGAAGCUUUUAAUGUUUAACAGACCACUGUAUUUUAAUAUUUUGGGAAUAUUAAAACCCAGGGAAACCCAGCCAGAUGGGCGAGGUAUAAAUAAUAAAUUAUUAUUAUUAUUAUUAUUAUUAUUAUUAUUAUUUAAAAAAUAUCAAUAUCCCAGCUCAGGGCCGACCCAUGACACUUUUGGCACCUGAGGCAAACCACAAAAUGGUGCCUUCCCAUCGGGGAGAGAAGGGAUGAGUGAAGAUUUACAAGGGGAACAAAGUUUGAGGGGAGGGAAUAGUGAUUUACAUGGUGAACAGGGGUGGGGGGAGAGGUGGGACUGGACUGGGGGCUGCCAGGGAGGAAGCAGAUCCUGGCAGCUGUCACGGCCACCAUGGCAGCGGCAGCAGGCGAUGCAUUCCUUGGAAGCCAGGCCUGCUGCCCCUGUGAAUUCUGCCACCCGAGGCAGUCUUCUCACCUUGCUUGUCUCAUGGGUGGGCCGGCCCUUUCCCAUCUCUUUCUCGGAGAUCAUCUACAGGAGCAUCGCUGGUUGAUUGCCAGGUUGGUGAGGCUCCUUUAGACAACAACAAGAAACCAAUCCUUCAAUGUCAUCGGCCCAGUCUUCUGGAAUACUCUGCCAACAGAGAGUCAGCCUUCUGUGCCAACUUUUAAAUGCCUGUUUCUUUUCCGUCAGGCUGAUGCAGGCAAUUAAGAAUACAUAUUUUCAUAACAGAUUCUGAUCUUAACAUUUUUACAUAGCUUCCGCUGUAUGGUUUUAUGCAUAAUUUGUUGCCAGUUGCUCUGAUAAAAAAAAAAAGGAAUAGCAAUAUAUAAAUAUUUUUUUACACACAAAUAAAGAAACAUAUAUAUUUGAAAGAUGGGUGACACCUGGCUUGAGAGCAGUACAUGUGAAAAGGAUCUAGGAGUCUUGGUUGACCACAAACUUGACAUGAGCCAACAGUGUGACGCGGCAGCUAAAAAAGCCAAUGCAAUUACGGGCUACAUCAAUAGGAGUAUAGCAUCUAGAUCAAGGGAAGUAAUAGUGCCACUGUAUUCUGCUCUGGUCAGACCUCACCUGGAGUACUGUGUCCAGUUCUGGGCACCACAGUUCAAGAAGGACACUGACAAACUGGAACGUGUCCAGAGGAGGGCAACCAAAAUGGUCAAAGGCCUGGAAACGAUGCCUUAUGAGGAACGGCUAAGGGAGCUGGGCAUGUUUAGCCUGGAGAAGAGGAGGUUAAGGGGUGAUAUGAUAGCCAUGUUCAAAUAUAUAAAAGGAUGUCACAUAGAGGAGGGAGAAAGGUUGUUUUCUGCUGCUCCAGAGAAGCGGACACGGAGCAAUGGAUCCAAACUACAAGAAAGAAGAUUCCACCUAAACAUUAGGAAGAACUUCCUGACAGUAAGAGCUGUUCGACAGUGGAAUUUGCUGCCAAGGAGUGUGGUGGAGUCUCCUUCUUUGGAGGUCUUUAAGCAGAGGCUUGACAACCAUAUGUCAGGAGUGCUCUGAUGGUGUUUCCUGCUUGGCAGGGGGUUGGACUUGAUGGCCCUUGUGGUCUAUUCCAACUCUAUGAUUCUAUGAAAGCCUAAACAUAUUAUUAUGCUUGUCAUACGUCAGGAAAAUUCCUGACAUGUCCUGGGUGUAAAAAUGGCGUAAGGGGGAGAAUUUGACUGAACUGGCAAAAUGUCAGGGAAAACCCGUAUGUAUGGAAGUUUUCCCCCCCAAAAAGCUGAACAAUUUGGGUUUGUUCCCCUCAAAAAGCAGCUCAACAACUUUGUGGCAUUUUACUUCUUGAAAUGUGGCAACCCUAAAACAUAUACUGUACAGUGGUACCUCAGGUUACAUACACUUCAGGUUACAUACGCUUCAGGUUACAGACUCCACUAACCCAGAAAUAGUACCUCGGGUUAAGAACUUUGCUUCAGGACGAAUUAAAUACUUAACCUGAGGCACCACUGUAUUUCCAAAAAGCCAACAAAAAAUGUAACUCUACCCGAAAUUGAUAGUCAGCAGGCAGGUCUCAAGAGCUUUGUGGUAUCAACUUCCUGUGUGUGUGUGUGUGUGUGUGUGUGUGUGUGUGUCUUUUAUGCAGGAAGACAAUGGCCCCUGUGUUCUUUGAUCCCCUCAUGGAUGAUGACUCUCUUUCACUCUCUGUAAUUUAUCUUCUCUCCCUGAUUUCGGUAGCUGUUUGAGCCUCCGUAUGAAAGGCUGUAGCUCCCACUUUUCCUUUAAUGAGAUCUGAUUCGCCACAUUUUUAGUGUGGCAGAGAAGUCUGAGCGGGGGAUGCGGUGAGAGGCGGCGAGAGAAAGGUCCAUUUUGGUUGGGAAGCUUGCUUUGAUGGAAAUCAAACACGGAGCAUUUUUUUUAAAAAAAGAAACCCAAAACACAGGGGAGCUGGAGAUAAAUACAGCAUUAAAAGAGCCGGCUUCAGACCAGAUGUAAUUAUGUUUCAUGCGUUGCACCUAUAUGUAUAUGUGUGUGUGUGUGUGUGUGUGUGUGUGUGUGUAUACCUCUGCCCAGAAAAUUGGUUCUGCAAGCCGAGAGUGUAAUUACACAUUAUCCAUCGUUCUUUCCAUUAUUCUUUUUUAUGGACUUUCACCUGACCCCCCGCCACUCACAUCUUACACAAUGCAGCCAUGGAAGAUGCAAUUUGAAAAGGAAGGCGAGUUUUUGCAAAAGAACAGCUUUUUAAGCUUUUCCGACUCGUACUGUUUUCCUGCUAAAACGUCCCUGCUUCUUCCACAGCAGCUUUUAGUCUUGCUGAGGAAUUUUUAUUUAUUUAUGUAUGAUUGUAUUUAUAUGCUACUGUUGCAAGAAUUUAUGUAUAGGUUGCGGGGGUGGGGGUGGGGUUUGCAGAUAUCAUGCACAUGCAGCCCACUACCAAAAUCAGCACAAUCACUUUUGUGACUUUUGUGAUUUGUCCCCAACAAAACACUUCAUCACAGUUUCUUCCUAGCUAUUCAAAAGGCCUCUGCUGCACAAUACCAAAUGUAAGAAUUCACUGAUAACUGUAUCUAUGUACUGGCUCACUGGGAAAACUUCAGAAAUUCAUAUAGACAUGUGAGCUCAGCUACUCAGCAGCCCCUCUGCCUGAGUGAUAAUCCCUGGCAUCCUGAUACCUGAGUGCCAGACAGGUAAUAACAAACCCAGAUGAAGACAAAAGGGUGUGAUUAACUUGGCUGGGAAACAGGGAAAUGUAAAUAUCUCUUUUGUUACACUUGAUGGGUGUUUGGUGGAGGGCAAGGAGAACCAUGGGGCAGGGUCCAGGAUGCUCAGAUUACUGCCACCAGACCUCCCCUUUCAUGAUGUAACCAUGAUGUAUUAGUGAUGUAGUUUUUUGGGGGGGUGUAACAAGGGGAUUAGCAACUAAUAAAAGUUUGGGUUCUCUUUUGUUCGGGGCGUCCAUCUUGUUCCACCUUGUGGCAGGUGGGAGUCCUGUCGCGACAGUCUUCAAUCAAGACCAAGCCUACUGGCUGCUGUUUUGCUCUGGUAUUCCUGGCUGGUGUCCUUGUUUUUUGUCCAAGGGAGCCCUCAGAUUUCUCCAUUAACACCACCAUUCCUUUAAAGAGCUCCUGGGCAGCAUGCGUGGUUUGGGCCCUCUUCCCACACCUUUUAGUCUCUCCCACGACAAGAAGAAGAAGAAGAAGAAGAGUUUGGAUUUGAUAUCCCGCCUUUCACUCCCCUUCAGGAGUCUCAAAGUGGCUAACAAUCUCCUUUUCCCUUCCUCCCCCACAACAAACACUCUGUGAGGUGAGUGGGGCUGAGAGACUUCAAAGAAGUGUGACUGGCCCAAGGUCACCCAGCAGCUGCAUGUGGAGGAGCGGAGACGCGAACCCGGUUCCCCAGAUUACGAGACUACCGCUCUUAACCACUACACCACUACGGGGUAGGCUAUAACAGCCCUUAAGGAUUCGCGUUAGAAACUCAGAUAUAUUAUCUGAACACCAAAUGGCACAUUAAACCUAGGUUACGGCCGCCAGGACAGAAUGUAUAUUUGUCCCAGGAAUUUGAACGGUAAGCUCUGAGCAUGACUAAUAUUGGAUACAAUGAUCCCUUCACUUCCAGGUUCUACUAGGAAAAGGAAAGCCGGAGGCUGAGAUCAGGAGGCGCUGGAAACGUUGCAGGAGCUUCAGCUAAAGUUUGCAGGGUUAGGAGGUGGAGGACAGGAGAUCACUUUGAAAUGUAAGCCGUGGGGCGUAAAGCCUGCAAACCGGAGAUCUAAUUAGCCACAGCCUGCCUCUCUCUCUCUCUCCUGUGCCCCUGUAAUUAAUUUUGGCAGGCUCCCCAUCAGUAACAGUUGCAAACCUUUUGGCAAAAAGCAUUCAUGCUGCCAGAUUAUUCUCCUGCCAAGUGAGAGGGGACAAACGCUGUGUCUCCUCACUGCAGCAAGCUCAAAAAGGAGGCUAACAGCUAGCGAGUGCUGACCGUGCUUGCUCAGGAGUAAAUCCCAUUUGUUUUGAGGGUGCCAAGAACCGUAUCUUCCCUUCAAUAAUAAAAAAGGGUACCUUUCCCUAGACCCAAGCUAUCAUUUCACUCCCCUUUUGCUUCUUGUUACGGCCAGCAAGGAGUAUGGUAUGGGGGGGGGGUAUUUUUAUUUUCUUUAAAAAAAAAAAUACAGUCAUACCUCGGGUUAAAGUUGCUUCAGGUUGAGCGUUUUCAGGUUGCGCUCCACGGCAAUGCGUUACUUCCGGGUUUCGCCGCUCGCGCAUGCGCAGAUGCUCAAAAUGACGUCACGCUCAUGCGCAGAAGCGGCGAAUCGUGACCCGCGCACGCGCAGACACGAGUUGCGUUCGCUUCAGGAUUCGGGAACGGAUUCUGUUCGCAUCCAGAGGUACCACUGUAAAUUCUACCAUUCUCUUGAAAUAAAAAAUUUAAGGUCUUAUAUAUAUAAUAAAUGUACCAACCAAGCACGUACAUAGAUAUGCUGACCACAUGUCUGGAGCAGCACAGGAAGACCGUCCUGAAACCAUUUUGACUCCCAAACUGACCAAAUGUUUUCCCUGCAAGGGGCGGGGGGAGGAGGGAACCUUCCUGUUGUCUCAGGAAUUGGGUAAUCACCAUCUCAAAGGAAUGGGCAGACUACCAGGAAAGGCAAUCAGAUAAGGAAGGCAUUAUCAGAUAACCUGCCAGACAGGAAAAACAAUGUUCAAAUUUCUGUUGUAGACCGCCUUUUCUGUGAUGUAGGUAUGAUGUUUGUGGGGGGUGGUCUUGAGCUCCAGGGCAGGCAAUUUAAAAUGUCUAUAUAAGGGCAGGGACACCUUGGUUCUGGGUCCUCCUCUGUCCUCCUGCAUGUGAGGGGCACAAGCUGUUGCAACAGUUAAUAAAGAUCAGGCUUACUAGCUGCUUUGCUUCUCAAUAUUCUCUGGUUGGCCUCUUAUUUUCUCCUACCAAUGGAAAACCUACAAAGGGCUCUAUAAAGGGCUCUUGUAUACCCCAUAAGGGAAUAAGGGCAGAUUUUGUUUACAACACUCUCACCCACUGGGAACUGCUGGGAUAGAAGGCAGGGGUCCAAGCAGAAAGUGAAGCCAUAGGCAGAUCUCACUCAUUCCAGUUUUGUCUCCAUCCUCCUCUUCCCUCCUGAAAUCUACAAGGGGCAACGCUGAAACUAAGGAGGAGGGGGCUUGCUGAUGGCCGACUGAGGUUGGUGGGGCAGUGCCCCCAUUUCCCCACAAGCGCCAACUUUCCUUUCAUCGUGGAACCCAUCCCCAGGUAGUACAGCUGUGGUUCCCAGGUAGACAUCCAUCCACCUGUAGACAAGACCAGAGCCAGAGGACCAGAGCCAUGAGGCACAAACCAGCAGUAAAUCACAUGAAGGAAGUCGAGUUAACUCUUUAUUCGAAAGAAACAAGGUCUGCACAGGAGUGUCAGGCCUAAUGAGCACAUCAGCUCAACUCUGGUCGUUCUUGCCCCCCCAUGAAGCAUUUGCUGAGACUGAAGGGAACACUUGCUGAUGCUGAAGGUGCAGAAUAUAAACUACGGUAAGAUAAACCAACACAGAGUGCUUUGGAAACUGUUCAUAGCAUUUCCGGACAAUUUGUUUUUAGAAUCUGUGUUCUAGUUGCGACGGUUUCAGUCCAUAAAACAAAAAAAAUUAUAACAUAAGAGCUCGAGAAGAGCAGGAUCAGGCCAACGGCCCAUUGUGAUUUCCUGAGCUCCUCAUCUUGCUGGUUGCUCUUCACAAAAUACAAUACUUGCCAAGUUCUGCUCUAUCCCAGGUAUUAAUCAGGAUUGGUGUCUAUCGUAUGAGAUGUAAAACCAAGGGCUUGACCUUAGUCAAGUAUUUUGAUUAAAGAUCUGUCGAGUUUCUUGUAACAGUAGCCGGGUUAAGCUUUCUGGGAUCAGUUCCAGAGCUGGUAAUUUCACCCUGAAUUUUCUAUGAGAACUUGAAACUAUUCUUCCUUGGGUGGAUGGUGGCUGUCUUUUUCUCUCUCUUCCACAGCUUCUCAGAUCUUUCUCUUUUCGCAUCUGCUUGCUUCAGGAAAGCCAGUAGGAUGGGCUAAAAGCACAUUUCUACCACCCCCAUAAACUAGAGAGAGCCCUGUCUUGAGUGAGUGGAUUAGAUCGCUGGGUUGCUUAGAUACCCAGUCAUCAUGAGGUACACGUGAUCCAGGGGUAUCCAACUUUUUUGGGGCCAAUGGGCACAUUUGGAAUUUCCAGAAAGUUCUGCGGGUGCCCAUCACAAAAUGGCUGCCAAAGGGGAGUGGGGGUAUGGCGUAACACAAAAUAGCUGCUAGGCAGGGUGGCGUAAACCAAAAUGGCUGCCACAUAUGGAAGAGGAGGAAAAAGAGGGCCACAAAGCAGUGUGGGCAUGCCUCACCCUGCCAGCUACCCCAUUUUGUCAUUAAAAAGGCACCUGCACCGGCCAUCUCACUCACAGGGAAAAGAUCUUGCACCUCACCUCUGUUCAGAACAAAUGCCCACUCCUGGCAUUAGAUGAAAGGUGGACAUUGUUAAAUUGCUCAUGUAAGAGGAACAGAAAAAGAAGAGCAGGCUCUUGUGUAUUGUGGUCUUUGAGGUGAUAUUUAUUGAGACCUUUCACCAAUGCCAUGGGGGGGGGCUGGCAGGGACCCCAAUGCCACAUGCCUCACAGUGGUGAGCCCUGUGACUCCCAAAAUACAGCGUAUGCAUCAUACACUUAAAACACGUUCAGUGCACAUUUAAAGCACCUGCCUUCCCCCACCCCCGGAGAAUCCUGGGAGCUGUAGUUUGUUACAGGUGCUGGGAACUGUAGCUCUGUGAGGUGGAAACUAUUUCCCCCAAGAUUCUUUGUGCUAAGUCAUGUACUUUUAAUGUGCUUUACAUUUAGGGUGUGGAUCUGCCCAAAGCAAAAGAAAAACAGGGAAGCCUUGAAAGAGGAAUGAGCAUGUUUGGUGGAGAGGGAUUAGAGGCAGAUGAAAUUCCUGUUUUCUUUCAUAUAUAGAUGUAUAAUUGGCAAUGGGAGUGACAAGGAAGUCUAAUGCAUGUAAGCUUCGCUGUCCUUGAGAAUGUCUCUGUAGCUGCAACCUUUCCCUUAAGGGGGAUAAAGUGCCUUUUUGACUCUGGCAGAGAGAAACAGCAGAGGUAGCACUAACAAAUUAUUAGAGCGCUGCUUCCUUAACAAAGCUGUUAUACGAAAAAUCUGGGGUUGGCUUUUACAGCCCAACUCCCCAUCAAGGGAUUCAGGAUCCCCUAAGUCCAUUGUAAGUCAGAGAAGGAUGGAUGGAGGUAACAUCCAGUCAAAGCAAGGCAGAUGACAACAACAACAACUUAUUUAUGCCACGCCCAUCUGGCUGGGUUUCCCCGGCCACUCUGGGAGGCUUCCAACAACAGAUUAAAAUUACAUUAAAACAUCAGUCAUUGAAAACUUCCCUAAACAGGGCUGCCUUAUUUUUCUGUUGCAGCAGAGUCCCCGCCCCUCUUGCAAGGAGAUGAGGACCCAGAACAGAGAGUGCAAGAACUUAAAACCCCCCAAACAACUUCAGAAAUUGCCCACCACCCAAAAGCGUCCGACAGGUGUCACAGAAAUAGGAGGUCUACAACAGAAAUUUGAAAGUGUGGCUUGUCUCCUGUCUGUCAAGAUACCUGAUAAUGUUCACUGACUGGUUUACCUCAUGGGUAGGCAACCUAAGGCCCGGAGGCCAGAUCCGGCCCAAUCACCUUCUAAAUCCGGCCCACGGACAGUCCUGGAAUCAGCGUGUUUUUACAUGAGUAAAAUGUGUGCUUUUAUUUAAAAUGCAUCUCUGGGUUAUUUGUGGGGCAUAGGAAUUCGUUCAUUCCCCCCCCCCCAAAUAUAGUCCAGUCCCCCACAAGGUCUGAGGGACAGUGGACCGGCCCCCUGCUGAAAAAGUUUGCUGACCCCUGCUUUACCUGGUCAGUGUGGGCCAUUUUUGGAGAUGGUAAAUACUUUAGUUCUUGACUCCAAUUCACAGGCCUACGCUAUUCAUACACAAAAUAUGCCCUUAAAACAAGAUUUGUGGAAAGAACUAUUGGGACAGAUUUCUUCCAAGAUACUUCACUCUACAGAGAAAUAUUUGUGGUCCUUAAGGAUGAAGAUGGCUUCAGGAUUCUCUCCUGUACUCUUUCAGACAUGUGGUUUAUAUACCGGUGUGUGUUUACCUUGCACGCUUAUGAACAUUCAUUUUAUUUAUGGCAUCUUAGAAUUCUUAUGACAAAGCCAAUAAAGAAACCUGUGCUAGUGAGCAAUCUCUCUUGUCCCCUUGUCCAAGGCCAUCCCUUCAAAAGUAGAUUUCUCUUUUCAGUGGAUAAAAGCCUUCUCUCCUGAUAUGCAGCCCAUAACACAGCCACUGCAACAGGGCUGGGGAACUACAACUCCCAUCAUCCCUGGCCACAGGCCAUGCAGCUGGGGUUGAUGGGAGUUGGAGUCCAACAGUGCCUGAAGAGCCACAGGUUCCUCACCUCACUGUAUGGGUGCUACAGACCCAGGAUGGGCCACGGUUCCCCCAUCACGAGGACCCACUUACUUUAGCAAAACAAGCCUUUGCCACCAUGCAAUCUGGGACGCGGGUGGCGCUGUGGGUUAAACCACAGAGCCUAGGAUUUGCUGAACAGAAGGUUGGCGGUUCAAAUCCCCGCGACAGGGUGAGCUCCUGUUGCUUGGUCCCUGCUCCUGCCAACCUAGCAUUUUGAAAGCAUGUCACAGUGCAAGUAGAUAAAUAGGUACCGCUCCGGUGGGAAGGUAAAUGGUGUUUCCGUGCGCUGCUCUGGUUCGCCAGAAGCGCCUUAGUCAUGCUGGCCACAUGACCCGGAAGCUGUACGCCAGCUCCCUCGGCCAAUAAAGCGAGAUGAGCACCGCAACCCCAGAGUUGGCCACGACUGGACCUAAUGGUCAGGGGUCCCUUUACCUUUUAAUCUGGGAAAUGUUCCUAAAACUAAUCCGUGAAUUUGAGGCAGAGCCAAGAUUUGAACUGAGAAUCACAAUCCUUGCCACCCCAACAACACCAGCUGAUGACUUGUUCCGCUUACCAUCAGUUAGCUGAAAUAUAGGUCAGUGUCGUUGAAUUCAUUGUUUAAAAUACUCUGCACCCCUGGGAUGUGUUUUCGUUUGGACUGAUUGCUUAGUGCCCGUAAAUAAGUGGCUUUAGGGUGAGAGAAAAUUUGGGCUAAGCGCAGGCGUCGGGGGAAUUGCCUCUCUUUGCAGAGUCUGUGUCAGCACAUUAAACAUUCAGAAAACUGACUGUGUUCUAAACUUUUAAAGCUCAGGAGCCAAGCUUUUGGCUCCUCAGCACAAUUAUAAUCAGAAAAGCAGCACCUUUGGUCUUUCUGUACAAAGCCUGGGCUUCCCUAUGAUUUACCUCCUAUUUAGUUGAGACCUAGUUGAGGAUGCAUGGAGGGGUCUUACAAACUGUUGCUAUUUUCAGGUGGGAUUCAAUCAUAUGCCAGAAAAUUCAGGCUGCACAAUUAAAGCUGAUUGGGAGGCCUUGACCAACAAAGUCUCUUCCUCUAAUAUUGGACUGUUUGCUGUAAGAAAAGUGAUGGGAAAUUGCUAUAUAAAAAGUGGUGCAGAGUGUGGCUUAACACUUGCAUUGACACACCACGGGGAGGCUAGAUCUGGAUUUUGUUUUCUGUCCUUUUCUCAUUUUUCCAAUCGAAAGUUGAAUUCUCCACAGUUCCCCAUCAGUUUGCAAAUUUGUAUGAAGAACUCACGGAAAUUCACCAGCAAUUUAGUGAGAAUUCCUCUCACUAGGCACAUCCUUGUGUGCAAUUUGGCCUAAUAUAUACAUUUUGGCAAAGCAAUUACCUCUAAAAUAAUGCCUCUGUGUUAUCUUCGCUAACACCUGCAUUUUGUGGGCAUUCUGCCUGACCAGAUGAAUUUUCUAACACGUUACUUGGCUGAAUUGAAAAAUUCAGAGAAGGGUUGCUGUGCUUCCGUUUUUGUAUGGUUUCUUUGACAUGCAGUGCUAUAGAUAUAACACAGUUGAGAGGAUACUAAUGUUUACGAUCUCUGAAUCUGAUUAAGAUGUUUUCUUAUUGUUUUUAUAGCCCAUCUGAGAAAUCUGAGAGAAUGUUGAUGGGAUUUGGUGGGAUAUUAAAGCCUGUUUUCAAGCAGAUAGUGUAUAGUACUUUCCCCUUCCUCUGUCAUUAUCUUUCCACCAUUUCCACAUGCCGCUGAGCUAUCACAACAGCACGGAUGAUUCUGCUAUCUUGGGCAAGCAUCACGUUUUUCCCAGGUGCAAAAAUACGAUGCUUUUGAGUGUUGGGCAAAUGUGAUAUCCCUGAAUACAAGCAUAAACUUGUCGGAAGAGGCAUGGGCUGGAAAAACAAAUGAAAUUCCGGUGCUCGUCUGUGUAAAAUUCUGCAUUUGCAAAGGUAAAAAUAAAUAAAUAUACAGGUUGCCUGCUGUGGGGCUGGUUUAAGGUCCUGAUUACGAUCCUGAUUUGGAAGAUGUACCCUGUGGCUUUCAGAACCAUGAAUUUUUGCACCUUCUUUUAAGGGUUUUAGGUGUUUUUGGUUUUUUAAAAAAUUGUCAGAGCGAAUGCCCUGCUGUUAAAAGUGUGAAGGAGAAGAGGAGACUGAACAUUAUCCGACAUAUAUUUAGCUGAAGCCGUGACCUCCCGCUAAUGGAAGCAUACCGAUGCUUCUGUUGGCUUCUGUGUUUUUCCUGCAGUCAAGCUGAUCUCUGCAAACGUGCCUAUCGAACCCCAAAGCCCUCCUAAUUUGUACCACUCAUGGAGAUGCAAUCCGCAAGCAAGCGGGCAGUGAGGUGGGAUGUAAAAGGCUUUUUAUGUUCAGCAGCAAGACCUCAGGCGCUAUUGAUUGCGGAAAGGAAAGGUAUCAUCGCAUCCCCCGCUGCUUAUAAUGUGGCUCAUCAGACACUGAGUUAAGUGCUAGCGACACCCUGGCGGGCUUCACAAAGUCACAUUGAGAGUCGCUUCAUCAUCGCAGUUGAGAUUUUGUAGUCAGCCCUUCCUUCCUUCCUUCCUUCCUUCCUUCCUUCCUUCCUUCCUUCCUUCCUUCUGCUGCCUCAUUCCUCGCUCGAUUCAGAUGGGUCCUUGUGUGCUCUUGUCGGCGCCCACAAUGUAACUGCAGGGCAAUCUCUGUGAAAAGGCCCAUUUCUCAAUAUUCCACCACGUCCUGAUAUUUAUGCAUUUUGGAGGGUUGCCAACAUUUCCGCUAGCCUCAGUAGCUGUGCCUUGAAGAUCUUGGCUGGCUUACAUUAGCUGGCAAUGCUUAUCUGUCUGCUGGGGAAAAGUUUUGCUUGCAGAUUAAGCAACCGCUGGAGCAGACCAGACCAUUUGUGCGGUCAGUUGGCAACCCAAGAAAUGCAGUUUAUUUUUAAGGGCAACACUCUGCCCUCUGACUGUCACUAUUUUGUGGGAGGAAAUCAAGCACUUACUGGAAAUUUUGGUUAGUGUGAUUAAAAUCAAUGAAAGGGCUCUGUCACACUAGCACAACCAAUCCACUUUUUAAAAAAAUGAAGCACACAGACGUUAUGUGGUUAGUAACUGUGACGUUAACAUAGGAGAGUGCUGGAGGUGAAUUAGUUAAACAAGUUACCCAAUCAGAACCCAGGGGGGUGGAGUCAGAGGGACUAUAAAACCAGCUCUGGGAGGGGCAAAAGGGGAGUUUGUUGGGAGUUGGGUGGUUGGUUGGAGUGGGAGUGAAUUGGGAUAGAGUCUGUGGGUAGGUGGAGUUAGGGUAGCGAAAUAAGCUGAGUCAGGAACAGUUAGGGGCUAGGAAGACAAGUAAAUAUCUGAGAGGUGGUUUAGUGAGUGAGAGCAGGUAGCGGAGGUUAUAGGUCUGGAUAGGCACCCCAUGAUUGUAAUGGACCGAUACCAUUUAUGAAACCACAUGCUUGGUAAACUGCAAUAAAUAAACAGAAGUUUAUGUUCCAAUUUAACCCUGACUGGACUCAGUAUUGUACCAGGUAGGGCCUGGGUGGUGGCAGCAAGAAAUAAAGUGGUUGCACAGGGAUCAAUAGACGGUGAAAAGUCCAGGGACCCUGUGUGAUUGCCACAGUAACGUUAUGGGGGAAAUACACUGGAAUGUUUGGGGCAAAUGAAUGAUUAAUGGGAGGGUAUAUAAACACUGCGUAAGCAAAUCAGGAUGAAUGCAGAAUGUCACAUAACCUCCCCACAAACAAAGCAGAACAAGUGUUCAAUAAAGACCAGGCAUAGUUAACCUCUGCGCAGGCGUUGUGUGAGCAAGUCAAGAUGAAUUCUCAAUAAACUGGUCAUCUAGAGCAGUGUUUCCCAACCUUGGGCCUCUAGCUGUUUUCGAACUACAAUUCCCAUCAUCCCUGACCACUGGUCUUGCUAGCUGAGGAUUAUGGGAGUUGUAGUCCAAAAACAGCUGGAGGCCCAAGGUUGGGGAACACUGAUCUAGAGGAUCUGUAAAUACUGCAUUUGUUCCAUCAUGGAAGUCUAAGCUAUGUACCUGGAGUACCCAGGCCAUCUUUCAUCUAGGCAAUGACCAGACCAGAUCUACGGUACUUAGCUUCAGUAAGCUUGCUAAAUAGUGCCUUCAAACUAUUCUCUGGGCUGUCAUUGUAGUCUAGUGUGACCCUGAAAACAAGGUGGGGCUAUGCAAAUAGCAACAGUCUUGAUCUGUAACUAGUAAGGUGUCACAGAGUGAGCCUGUCAGUUAAUCACACAGUUUGAAGAUGGAGUUAACUCUUUAUUAGCAAAAACAAACCAAGACAACAUCUUAAAAAGCAGAGACAUCACCUUGCCAACAAAGGCCCGUAUAGUUAAAGCUAUGGUUUUCCCAGUAGUGAUGUAUGGAAGUGAGAGCUGGACCAUAAAGAAGGCUGAUCGCUGAAAAAUUGAUGCUUUUGAAUUAUGGUGCUGGAGGAGACUCUUGAGAGUCCCAUGGACUGAAGAAGAUCAAACCUCUCCAUUCUGAAGGAAAUCAGCCCUGAGUGCUCACUGGAAGGACAGAUCGUGAAGCUGAGGCUCCAAUACUUUGGCCACCUCGUGAGAAGAGAAGACUCCCUGGAAAAGACCCUGAUGUUGGGAAAGAUGGAGGGCACAAGGAGAAGGGGACGACAGAGGACGAGAUGGUUUGGACAGUGUUCUCGAAGCUACCAGCAUGAGUUUGACCAAACUGCGGGAGGCAGUGGAAGACAGAAGUGCCUGACGUGCUCUGGUCCAUGGGGUCACGAAGAGUCAGACACAACUAAACGACUAAACAACAACCACAAGCAAAAACAUGGCAACCCCAUCUGGAACUGGUCACCUCCCAGAAGCUGUUCAACACCAUCAGCUCCACCCAGUAUGGCCAAGGGUCAGGGUUGAUGGGAAUGCCAACCAGUGACAUCUGGAGGACGACAAGUUCUCCACUGCUGAUCUGGCCCAGUACUGCCUGUUCUGACUGGCAGUGAACAUGGGAAGCUGUCUUACACUGAAUCAGAAGAUGGAUCCAUCUAGCGCAGUAUUGUUCAGUGGUUCUGCAGGAAUUCAGGCAGGAUCCUCUUCCAAGCCCAGCUGGAGGUGUCGGAGACUCGACACAGAAUGUGAUCUACCUUUGAGCUAUGACCCUUCCAGGAAUAUGAUAUGGCUGUGACUCUUCAGCCAUAUGAUACGAGGCCUUUUAUUUCAUGUGCUACCUGAUCUUUUUAGCUGGAGACACUAGGGACAGAACCUGUGCCUACCGUUGAAAGAUGGCCCCUUCUGAUAAACUUACUUGUAAACUGCUCUCUCUCUCUCUCUUUGUAUGUAAGGCAGCUUAUGUAACACAAUUCAAAACAGUGUUUAAAAUGAGAAUAUUUAUAUGGCAGCCCUACAGAACACAUGUUGAAACAUGGACCAGUUUAGAAACGUAGCUGCAUUCCAAAACAGCUCUCCAAAUUAAGCUCCGUAAAACAAGGGGGUAAAUUAGGAAAAAAGCAGCCUGAAAUAUAUAUUAAAAAGUUUUAAAUUCCAUUUAUAGACGCCAUUUGCAAUUGACAGCACUCUCUCUCUCUCUCUCUCUCUCUCUCUCCUUUUAAACUUAGAUACUUUUGGUACCCAAGUUCCGAAACCCAAAAUUAUGUUUUGAUUUCAAUUGUGUUUUCAUCUGCACAGGAAAUCCUUCACAAGAAAUUCAACUGGCAAUUGCACAAAGGGGCGCAGUUGGAGGCACAAUUUUAAACCAGCCGUUGUUGCUAACCUGGUGCUGGCCAGAUGUUUUGAACUACAACUCCCAUCAAGUUGUACUGGGCUGGUGCCGAAUGGGAGUUGUGGUCCAAAACAUCUCACAGGCACCAGGUCGGCAAAGGAUUCUUUUGAUUGUCGCUGUUUAUGUUUACAGCUUUUGAGAACAAUGCACCUCGUUUGGUGCAAUCUUCAAGGCAGAGACUCCUUCAGGGACCGCAAUCUGUUUGGAUGAUGCUUCCUUGUUCCCGCUUCCACACAUGAUGAGCAAAAUUGACAUAUCUCAAAACGGAGCACGGAUGAAAGCCUUUCUGUUGGCGCCCAGAACGUGGGAGCACAGCUGGCUUUCUCUUGGCAGUAUUAGUGCUGCUAUGCUCAAAGUGAUAUAAAAGCAACAGGAGGGAUAUGGUUAUGGUGAAGCACAGAGCAGUAUCUUAGUGGGGGGAGAAGAUAAGCCCCCCUGAAGAGACAUGGGGAAUAAGAAGCUGGAGACAGCUUCAUCUUCAAAAGAUUCUGACAUCUUCAAAGGAGUCUUUUGCAGUUCUGGAGGACAGGGCAGAACAGAAGGUGUUCCUUGUAAAUUUCAGUCAGAUGAGACACGGGGAGAAGAGAUUAUGGUCCAUCAAAGGCAGAGAGGGUCUUUGGGAAUAGGCAGAGUUUAGUACUGUCACCUGCCAGUGUGGUGUAGUGGUUAAGAGCGGUGGACUCGUAAUCUGGGGAACCGGGUUCGCGUCUCCGCUCCUCCACAUGCAGCUGCUGGGUGACCUUGGGCUAGUCACACUUCUUUGAAGUCUCUCAGCCCCACUUACCUCAGAGAGUGUUUGUUGUGGGGGAGGAAGGGAAAGGAGAAUGUUAGCCGCUUUGAGACUCCCUAGGGUAGUGAUAAAGCGGGAUAUCAAAUCCAAACUCUUCUUCUUCUUCUUCUGCCAGUCGCUUGGGAAGUGCUGGGGAAUGGGAUGCUGGGGAAACAGGCCAGAAUUGUGUUUCCAGGCACACAUAUUGCAUUUGGAGGGUUACAUUAGAGUGAUAAAGGACACAAACUUGGGUUAUGGUUUUUGCCCGAAACCUAUAGUGUUCUAAUCAAUACAGUACACAAUCAGAGUGGGAGGUCAAGGCACAGCAGGUAUAUUGUGUUGGAAUCUUGAAAGCCCCCAAUUUAGGACUCUUUGGUGAGGGAAUCCCAGCAGAGAUUUAACAUGGCAAACCAUGCAGCGAAAAACCCCAUCAAUUUAUAGGUUGUUAAACCUUUAACAUGUGCCUUUCCAGCGAAUUCGAAAGUGUACCUCUUUCCUAGAAUCUCCCUCUUGCUUAUUCUCCAGCAGCUGCUAUGAGCUGCCCAGGGAGCAGUGGCCAUGGAGAGGCAACAGGAUGAGGCCACCAUCACCAUCGUUGCUCAGGACAAGCGCUGGCUCAUCCUCCUCGAGCUCAGCAGCAGCACUGGCGGGAAAUAGGGAAUUCUGGGAUAAAAUCAGAAGCUGGGGUGCCUUUUGUAAUUCUGGGACUGUCCCUGAAAAACAGGACACAUGGAGGGUAUGUAAUUAGAAAAAUUUAGCCCGCCAACAGCAACACCUAGGAGAGUCUGAGCUAUGUUUUAACAAGGAACAAUAACAGAUGCAAUUGCUUGGUAUUUACACUUUAUUUCUUUCUCUUCCCCCUCCCCCUGUUUCUCCUUUAUGUUUUGCAGCAUACCUGUGUUUCUUUGUGACCGCCCUGGGAGUGACAGCAGGGGCCCAUCGCCUGUGGAGUCACAGAUCUUACAAAGCCAAGCUACCAUUGCGGAUAUUCCUGGCUGUAGCAAAUUCAAUGGCCUUUCAGGUGAGCAACAGAGUGUUCGUUGUGGAGGAGGAAGGGAAAGGAGAAUGUUAGCUGCUUUGAGAAUCCUUAGGGUAGUGAUAAAGCGGGAUAUCAAAUCCCUCUAGCUCAGGGGUCUGCAACUUUUAAGACAAAAAGAGCCACUUGGACCGAAGAAAAAAAACCUGGGAGCCGCAAAACUAUUGCAACAUUUAAAACAGUGGGGAGUGUCGGGGCACACAAUGCGCCUCCUCCCCUCGCUAGUAUCCGCCCCGGAGCCGCGGUAAAGGUGUAAAAGAGCCACAUGCGGCUCCGGAGCCGCGGGUUGCUGACCCCUGCUCUAGCUACUGCCCAUGCAUGCCUACAAUUUCAUUUCUCCACUGAUGACAGGCUGCUCAAUGGGUGUAGAUUCCUUUGCAAGAAGAACUCCUCAUUCAUCCUCAAGAUGAACAAAACUCUGCAUGCAGACGCUUGGGUAAUGGAAGCAAAGCGGUUGGUAAUAGUAAUAGUAAUUUAUUAUUUGUACCCUGCCCAUCUGGCUGGGUUUCCCCAGCCACUCUGGGCAGCUUCCAACAAAGAUUAAAAAUACAUUAAAAUGUCACAUAUUAAAAACUUCCCUGAACAGGGCUGCCUUAAGAUGUCUUCUGAAUGUCAGGUAGUUGUUUUUCUCUUUGAUAUCUGAUGGAAGGGCGUUCCACAGGGCAGGCGCCACUACCGAGAAGGCCCUCUGUCUGGUUCCCUGCAGCUUAGCUUCUCGCAGUGAGGGAAGUGCCAGAAGGCCCUCGGCGCUGGACCUCAGUGUCCGAGCGGAACGAUGGGGGUGGAGACGCUCCUUCAGGUAUACUGGGCCAAGGCCGUUUAGGGCUUUAAAGGUCAACACCAACACUUGGAAUUGUGCUUGGAAACAUACUGGGAGCCAAUGUAGGUCUUUCAGGACCGGUGUUUUAUGGUCUUGGCAGCCGCUCCCAGUCACCAGUCUAGCUGCCGCAUUCUGGAUUAAUUGCAGUUUCCGGGUCACCUUCAAAGGUAGCCCCACGUAGAGCACAUUGCAGUAGUCCAAGCGGGAGUUAACUAGAGCUAGGGUUGAUGUAAAGCAGAGGGGAUUUUAUCACAUCAGGCCAGUGAUCCAUCUAGUUCAACAUUGUCUCCACUGACAGGCACUCCACUCUCCAGGUUUUCAGACAGGGAUCUCUUCCUGCCCUACCUGGAGAUGAAGGGGACUGAACCUUCUUCAUGCAAGACAGAUGCUCUGUCCCUGGGCCACAGCCCUUCUCCAUAACAUACGCUCCAGGAUUCUGCUGAUAAAAAUCAGGACAUGGGCCUCGUGCCUCCUUUCCAAAGCCUGGGAAGCUUCUGCCCAGCUUAGGAAAGCAGGCACAAUGCUCUGACAGGGAGCGAAAGCUGGGCAAGUGUUUGCCGGCUUUGGGAAGGAGGCAGGAGGGCUCAGGAUUUUGCCAGAGCCUCGCGCCUCCUUCCCAAAGGUUGGGAUGCUCUCCUUCACAAUGUGUCAGACUUCAGGGAAAUUAAUCCCUCCCCUGGUGGCAAUAAAUAAGCAGAUCCAACGAAAGGAGCAUUCUUACCCGAUAAGUUCUUUAAUGAUCACAGUAAGAGACAAAAGAAUGCAUCUCUCUCUCUUAAAAAAUGGCGUUGCUCCCAGUAAAAGGUUUACCCCCUCCGUCCCCAUUAAACUACGUCACUCCUAUGUUGGGUAAUCUGAGCUCAUUGCCAUUGCGCUUUCUGUUCUUCACACUUUCCAAGCCCUUCUAGUCUUGGGCGAAGGGGGAGUGUCAGGAAUGCUGUCCAAAGACACUGAAUUCCGCUCAUUUUCUCGUGUUUCCUCUUCUAGCUGUUCCUCACCCAGUAUUUUCCCCUCUGGACUAUGCCCCUCUGCAAACCACUGUUCUACAUCAAUACUGUCGUCCUGUCCUUGGGAAGGUUCAGAAAAAAGGGGGGGGUGGCUCCAACCAUUCCUCCUCAGUCCAGCCCCUGACACAAUGCCACUGCAGGAGCUGCUUCCAUGGCCCUUGUCCGCAGGUGGUGUGAAAUCAGGGCACCCCGGGACAAAGGCAGAGCCUGGGGCACCUUUUAAGAAAAGUGUGGCUGUCCCGGUUAAAUUGGGGCACUUGGAAGGUAUGCCAAAGGCAAGGGGUUGUUUGAAAUGGAGCGAUGAUGGAGGGGCCCUGCACUUACCACAUUUCUCCUGAAAAUCACUCUUCCCCAACAAUUUCAUUACAUUUUUUUAUUACACUUUUAGUUUGUAUACUGCCUUUCCGAAUUGCUAUACACAAGGCAGUUUACAAACUGAAGAAACAAUAAAGAUUGCUCUCCUUAUAGCAAUCUUAUCCAAUACAAAAAUGUAAUAAUAAACAAAGCUUUAAAAUAAGGAACUUGUAUCAGAUAAAGCAAUGUUCAACAAUCCAUUACAAUAUAAUAGUACACAAUAAAAUUAAAUGCCAGCAAAUAAUAAUUAAGCAGAAGUUUGCUCUUAACAAUUACAAUAAAUAAUUUCUAAACUAUAAUCAGUAAAAAUAAUAAUCCCUAAAAGGUCAAGUAAUGACUGAAUUGGGUGGAGGGAAAGCAAGCCGCUCUGUGUGAUAUCAUUUGACACAAACAGUUGUUUUUCCUGCUAUGGCAAACUGUGCUUGUGUUUGAAACUAUGUGCCUGCGAAGCUAAACUCAAAUCACUUAAACCCUCCUGCCGUCCCCCAUGCAGAAUGAUAUUUUCGAAUGGGCCCGAGACCACCGAGUCCACCACAAGUACUCGGAGACGGAUGCCGACCCCCACAAUGCCCAGCGCGGCUUUUUCUUCGCCCACAUUGGCUGGCUCUUUGUCCGGAAGCAUCGAGAUGUCAUAGAGAAAGGAAGGAAGCUGGACUUCAGUGACCUGCUGGACGACCCUGUUGUCAUGUUUCAAAGAAAGUGAGUGAGAUGGGAGCACAGGGGGAAAGACCUUAGCAAGAGGAGAAGACAGAGGGUUGUAUCCACGGCUAAUCCUACUCAGAAUACAGUCAUGCCUUGGAUACCAAACGCCUUUGUACUCGGACAUUUUGGCUCUCGAACUCUGCAAACCCAGAAGUGAGUGUUCCUGUUUGUGAACAUUCUUUGGAACCCAAAUGUCUGACUGGGCUUCCGUGGCUUCUGAUUGGCUGCAGGAGCUUCCUGCAGCCAAUCAGAAGCUGCGCCUUGGUUUCCGAACAUUUUGGAAGUCAAACGUACUUCCGGAACGGAUUCCGUUCGACUUCCAAGGUACGACUGUACACACAUUGAAGUUAACAGACAUUGCAAAAUUUAGUUCAUUCCGAAGAAGAAUCUUUAUUUGCUUCAGCCACUAGCCAUAGCAGUAAAAUAAAAUAAAAUGUACUGAAGAAAGGGGCAAAAACUUAACUAUAUAAAAUACAGUUGGGGGGUUUACAUCAAUAAUCAAAUAACAAAUCUUAUUCUAAUUGCCCCCGCUAAAAACCUUGCAGUUUUUGCUGUCCCCUGAUCAUCUUUCUCUGCUAAAAGAAAGGACACAGUAGCAAUGGCUGAGCGACCCGGCAUGGACAAUAAUAGAGGGGUAAUAACCUCAAAUCUUUAUAAAGAGGGCAAGCCAGAAGCACAUGAGCCACUGACUCAAUACUGCCGUCUCCGCAGUGGAAUUUAUUGAAAUUGACCCUCAAGUACAGCCGAGGACAGUAUAUUCAAUCUUGUGAAAGUGAAAGCGCAUCUGUAUUUUGGAAUUGUUAAAUUUUGCAAAUAGGGUGCCAAAGUGUCAAAAUGACCAGGUGGAGAAGAAUCAUACCAUGGACAAAAUUUCCUUAUUGUGGCCAGAUUAUUCUGUCGCUUGAUAUCAUAUAGGCACUGUUGAAUUAAAUUAUUUGCUUUAAUGAGGCCCAGUGUUAAUAACUGUUUUGGUGAUAAACCAGAAAAGUAAAGAUUUUGGGUGACAAUUCUAGUCCAAGCGCUCUCAUGACAAAUCUUGAGAUACUAGGGGUAGUAGACCAGUAGAUCAGUUCAUUCAUUUUAGCAGGUCUAUGAGUAGGGCUGCCAUAUGUCCAGUUCCCGAAAAUAGUGUCCCAAAAAGGCUCAACGGAAUUUCACUUUUUGAAAUAUGGCAACCCUAUCUAUGAAUGAAACUUAGUUAGCCACAACCCAGACACUGAAACUGUUCAAUGUUGUUUCCGGUUAAGUUUUACUCAGAUUAACCCACUGAAAUAAUGUCUGUUGAUUUCAGUGGGUCUGCGUCGAGUAGGCCUACCUAUAGCAUUGGCUACAACCCUUAGCGUUUAACAGCCUUGACGAAACCAAUACAACCACCUCUGCUUCGCUAAGGGCUUGUACAGUUGCACAGAUUAUUAUUUUUGUCAAAAAUGCAGAUCUGCAAGGGCAAGGAAUUAUGUGACCUGAGCCUGCAAAUGUGAUUUGUGUGAUUAUUAUGAUGCGCUGCUGAAUUUACUGUGGGUUUUACAUGGAGCAUUUGGCUGGCAAGCUGAGAGCCCAACCCUAACUUCAAGAGAUGUCACAUGCCAGACCAGGAUGCACAAAUCUUUCAGGAUAAGGGUUGGAGCUCACCAGUACAGCAUCGGCUUUGCAUGCAGAAGGUCCCAGGGUUCAAUUCUCAACAUCUCCAGGUGGGUCUGGAAAUCUCCCUUGUCCAAAACCCCUGAGAGCCACUGCAAGUCUCUGUAAACAGUAGUUCCCAAAUUUGGGGACGGACGGACAAAAAAAGCAUUCUUCAGAACAGCAGUUUCCUCCAGUAAGGAAGACAAUAACACAAGAAAAUUCAAAACAGUAACCAUUUUAUACGGCAAACCACCCCGUGAUCAGCAAAUGAAGGGCGGUACAUAAAUUUUAUUGAGAAAUGAAAAUUCGUUGCAUUUAUUCAAAAUUCAGUUUUUGUUGUUGUUUAGUCGUUUAGUUGUGUCCGACUCUUCGUGACCCCAUGGACCAGAGCACGCCAGGCACUCCUGUCUUCCACUGCCUCCCACAGUUUGGUCAAACUCAUGCUGGUAGCUUCGAGAACACUGCCCAACCAUCUCGUCCUCUGUCGUCCCCUUCUCCUUGUGCCCUCCAUCUUCCCCAACAUCAGGGUCUUUUCCAGGGAGUCUUCUCUUCUCAUGAGGUGGCCAAAGUCUUGGAGCCUCAGCUUCAGGAUCUGUCCUUCCAGUGAAAGGACAGACCUACAAAGGCUUAAAGAAAUUCAUUGGGGAGUUGGGCGCUUGUGAGCCUUUCCGCUGCAGAAAGCCACUCCCGAACUCAGGAGGGGGGGGUUGCGGGCUCACGCCCCCCAUCCACAUUUUUGCGGGGCUGGCGCCAGCCCUGCAGGACUCAGGGAUCCCCAUUAGUAUUCAUUCCCGGCAGCGCCAGCCAAUGGGCUGGCGCUGGGGGCGGGCCCACCUGAGGGCACUUAAGGUCAGGGCAGCCCGGGCUCGCCCCUUUUCCUCCUCUAAGCAUUUGCAUUAAUGAGGAAGGAAUCUGCCCUAGUUGACACUAAUUCUGGCAAACGACAAUUGCUAUGCCUGAUGUUGCAUCAGCAGAAAUUCUGGGACUGCAGAAUUUCCAAAUCAGCAGAAAUUCUGGGACUGCAACGAAUCCCAUUCCAAAUGUUUGUGUGCAGCAAACAGCAUUAUGGAGAGACACAAAGGUUCUGCGGUUGUUUGGGUUGCAGGGAGUGGGGUCAGUGGGGGGAACACACAUGGGAAGUGAAGUAUGAUGUUGGACAUCUCCUAAUACAGCCUUUGCUGGCCAACCUGCUGGCUGGCGCUGAUGGGAGAUGAGUGCAUGCUGGCUGGCGCUGAUGGGAUUUGUAGUCCAAGACUUCUGGCAAAGGUUCUAUAUGGGUUGAGCCAGUGUUUAGCUGUCAUGGACUGGUUGGACACAGAGGAAUGGUGGGAGGAACCAGAUGGGGGAACCACCAAGGGAUUCAACAGCAUUAGGCGCCAUACGAAAACGUUUCUCUUUAACUAGUCAUUUGGCUGGUUAACAUUCCAGGUAAAGGGAAAGGGACCCCUGAUCAUUAGGUCCAGUCGUGGCCGACUCUGGGGUUGUGGUGCUCAUCUCGCUUUACUGGCCAAGGGAGCUGGGGUACAGCUUCCGGGUCAUGUGGCCAGCAUGACUAAGCCGCUUCUCGCGAACCAGAGCAGCGCACGGAAACGCCGUUUACCUUCCCGCCGGAGCGGUACCUAUUUAUCUACUUGCACUUUGACGUGCUUUUGAACUGCUAGGUUGGCAGGAGCAGGAACCGAGCAACGGGAGCUCACCCCGUCGCAAGGAUUCGAGCUGCCGACCUUCUGAUCAGCAAGUCCUAGGCUCUGUGGUUUAACCCACAGCACCACCCGCAUCCCUGUUUAACAUUCUAUGUCAUUUUAAAUGUGUUUGUGGGGGUUCUAGGUUUGUUUUUGUUCUUGUUUUUAUGAUGUAUUUUGUGAUCUCAGUUUGUCUUUUUAUGUUGUGAAGCACCCUGUGAUCUUUGGAUGAAGGCUGGUAUACAGAUUCAAUAAAUAAUAACGGUCAUAAUAACAGUCAUCACUGAAGCAAAUGAAUGGAUGUGAACUGGGAAUUAAAAGUGAGAACGUCACAAAUCCAACUGGGCAAACCACUGCAAACUCUCCAGAGAACUUGGCUGAUGGGUAGAAUAUAAACAUUUUCCUGAUACUUCACCACUGGAAUUUAUAAACUUCAGUGGUUUCUAUGCAGGAGGCUAGGGAUUGAAAGGGUAAUUGGAAUCAGAAUUUUCAGAAUCUGGAAAUUUGUUGCCAUAUAGAAUCAUAGAAUUGUAGAGCUGGAUGGGAUCACAAGGAUCAUCUGGGCCAAACCCCCUGCAAUGCAGGAAUAAUAAAAAUAAAAUAAUAUUUGACAGCAUUUCCCAGGAUUUUCAUGAGACAAAAAGUAAGUUUGUCUCCCAUUCUGUGGCUUUACAUGAAAUAUAUACUGCAGUCUAUGGUUUACUAAUUUGGCUUCUGUUACCUUCUGUUCUCACUUGUCUGACUUGGCCUUCAGCAGCGUAGACCUUUUCCCCUCGUGUGAUGCAGCCAUAGACCUGUCACUGCUUUCCUUUCUCCGCAGGCACUAUAAGGUUUCGGUCGUGCUGAUGUGUUUCGUCAUUCCUACUAUCGUGCCUUGGUACUUCUGGGGGGAGAGCUUGUGGAAUUCGUACUUCCUUGCUUCAGUUCUGCGUUACACCAUCUCUCUCAAUGUUUCUUGGCUGGUCAAUAGCGCUGCUCACAUGUAUGGCAAUCGGCCGUACAACAAGAACAUCAAUCCUCGGCAGAACCCCUUUGUCACCAUAGGAGCUAUUGGUGAGUACCACAAACAGUCUCCAGAGACAUUUGGAACAGGGAUGGGGAACCUGUAGCCCUCCAGAUGUUGCGGGACUCCAUCAGCCCCAGCAAGCAUUCCUAGUGGUCAGGGAUGGUGGGAAUUGUCCUCCAACAACAUCUAGAAAGCCACAGGUUCCUCACCCCUGAUUUGUAAUGAUGGCAUUUGGUUUGUUUUCUUCCAAACUUCUCUAGAAGUUACUGUUAAGUUGAUUAAGCAACUAUAUGAACACCUUACUUCAUGUUGAACUUGUUUCCUUCUCCCAAGACAGUUUUUUGCGUGGUUUUGUUUGAGGGCCUUCAGAGAUUCAGGUUCCAGACCUGACUGUUUUCACCGUGUUUCAUGGCUUACUGGGAAUUGCAAAGGCAAUGGGGAGCUCUGUCCUCGUUAGUAUUGGCUCCACAACCAUUUCAGGAGGUGGAUGAAAUACAGCUGCCUUCAAAUGUUACCCUAAUGUCUGGAGCAUGGAGACCGCAGAAUGCCAGUUUGGUUAAGGUGGGGCUCUACUGGCUGACUGUGUUACUGCACUGCUAAACCAUUGCACGAUACCACUAUCUAAUGCUAGAUUUAGAAACUCAGCUAUUAAUCUAGCAUUAGAUAGUGGUAUCGUGCAAUGGUUUAGCACUGCAGUAAUCCAUCCAGCCAGUAGAGCUCCAUCUUAAGCAAACUGGCAUUCUGCACUCUCCACGCUUAGAGACAGUUGGAUGGCACCUUGCGCACCUCCUUCUGGCAACUCCUGCAGCCAAACAUAUUGCUCUGCUUUCCUUUGGAUCACAUCUGUGAGUCUUGUCAUCUGGGCAUCCCAGGUCUUCCAAACACACUGCCCAGGCUUGCACCCCAGAGAGGUCACUUUGGUACCACUAAUGCAGCAAAAACAACAUAUGAGGCAGGAGCAAGAGUUAUUGUGAUUCUCCAGCAGUUUGGCUUCACCCCCAGAAGCGGACUCCAUUGUCCUUCGAUACAGACGGAUGCCAACAAAUGCAGAUGCACCCUGGUGCCCGUUAUGCCCCUUAAUUUAUUAUUGCAGUGCUACUGGACUCAAUAGCACCAGCAGUCCUCCCAAUGGUUCAUUCAGCUGCACAUUCUAUUGGGCCAAAUAUGCCACCACCAGCCAACGAAUGCCCUUGCUGGCGUUUAUGUAGGCCAGGCACUACAUUAAGAGAAUGAAAGGACAUAAAUAAAAAAUGCAAAAUGGCAGCAUCCAGAAGCCACUGGGGAUGCGACGCUGCCUUCGUGCACAUUCUGUCUCAGAUCUCAAGGUCACAGAUGCUACGGGAAGGUCAGUGGAAUUAACGGCUUGUGACCAUGAAAGGCAACAAAGAUCCGUGGCGCCUUGAAAGACGAUUGCGGCAUAAGCUUUCAUUUCACUUGGACUAAAAUAAAGACUCACGGUGGUUGAAAUGGUCUCUCUCCACCCCACAAUAGAAUAAAAAGCAAAGGAAGGAGGCAGCGGAGGGAAGCGAAUGCGACUGCUGCUGUUGAUCUUCCCGUCUUGGGAAUGAUUUAUAAGGAGAAUGGAUCAAUGAAGCUCCUCUGCUGCAUGACCCAAGAGUGAUUCAGGACAGAGCUAGUUUUGGGGUGAGGGUCUCAACUGAAGAGCUGAAAAGUGAGGCGGGUCCAAUUUGGAUUUGGGGAAGAAGAAGAAGAAGAAGAAGAAGAAGAAGAAGAAGAAGAAGAAGAAGAAAAGUAGUUUGGGUUUGAUAUCCUGCUUUAUCACUACCCGAAGGAGUCUCAAAGCGGCUAACAUUCUCCUUUCCCUUCCUCCCCCACAACAAACACUCUGUGAGGUGAGUGGGGCUGAGAGACUUCAGAGAAGUGUGACUAGCCCAAGGUCACCCAGCAGCUGCAUGUGGAGGAGCGGAGACGCGAACCCGGUUCACCAGAUUACGAGUCCACUGCUCUUAACCACUAUACCACACUGGCUGAAGGUGGAUGUAGCUUGCAGGGGGCAAGGAAUGGUUGGGAGAAGAGUUAAGCACUCUUUUCUUGCCCACCACUUCUUUUCUUCAAAUAAAGGUAUCUUUUAUCCAUCCCACCCUCUUCCUGCUUUACAGGUGAUCUAGGUCUCCACUCAUCUGAGUUUUGUCUCACUGCCUUUCUGGCAGCACCCAUUUUUGCUACUGCCCCCAAGACAGCUCAAAUUGUUUUGAAAUGCCAGGUACCGCUUCUAAUAAUAAUUCUACCCUUGCUCUCAAUUACCGAUCACGUCUCAUACUUUCCCCCUUUGUCUGAGUUCAUUCAGCCCUCUUGGCAGACGCUGAUAAAAACAGCAAUUAGCUGUCUAUUCAUUUAAGCCGGAUACGGUGCUAUUAUCUUCCUUUCCCUUCUAUUCUCAGUCCAUAAAAAGACAUCGCUCUUAUAAGGUCAGUCCAGAAUAAGGAAUUACUCGCUUACAAUUUGAUGGUGGCUGAGGUUGGCCGAUCUGGCAUUUGUCACCGAAAAUUGGAUGGAUGAGCUGGGUGGGCCACGUGGUGUGACCUAGUUUUGUCCCUCAGGUAUGGCAUCAACACAGGCUGGAGUUGUCAUGGGGCAGGUGAGACAUAGGCAGAGUGUUAGGGACCUGGCAGAAGAAGGUCCCUGGGAGAAGGUUCCAGGGAGGAGGAAGAGGAAAACAGUAUAGAUUUACAACAGUGGUUUGUGGGCGGUCACAGCUCAGGGGCUGUGCUCAGAAACAUACUGGGAGCCAGUGUAGAUCCUUCAGGACCAGUGUUAUUUGGUCCUGGUGGCUGCUCCCAGUCACCAGUCUAGCUGCUACAUUCUGGAUUAGUUGUAGUCUCCAAGUCAUCUUCAAAGGUAGCCCCACAUAGAGCACAUUGCAGUAGUCCAAGCGAGAGAUAACCAGAGCAUGUACCACUCUGGAGAGACAGUGUGCAGGCAGGUAGGGUCUCAGCUGGCAUACCAGUGGAGCUGGGUCUGACUUAGCACAUCACUGAGCCAUGGCAAGACAUAACCUCAAUCUGGUUUUUACAACAGGGUGUUAGAUGAGUUGGUGUUGGGAGAGGUUUCUGUUGGCUUGCUGUCCUGGACCAAACAUUUCCUAGUGGAGUUCAGUUUGACAAUAGCAGUUCCCCCCCUGCAGGGAUGGAGGACCCAUUACAAUGGUCUGCUCCCAGAGGCUUAUGAAAUUCAAGGGAUUCCUGAAUGUCCCAAGGUCUUUUCAGUUGGCAUGUUGACUCCCUGGUCUCACUGCGAAAUGGUGAGGUGGAAAAGGUCAUCAGCAUGAUCACUCCUGAUUUCCCUCUCUGGUGCUGCAGUUCCAGAUGGCCCCCUGAUUCUCAGGGGACCUCUGGGGCAUGAUGCAGACGAGACAACAGCUAAAGUGCGAAAGAUUCAAGUUUUGUGAAGAAGACAACCAAUCAUAGGUGAGAGGACACUGAAGACAGCAAAUAAAGCUUACUUCUCCACCACCUCUGCCAAAGCAGUGCUUUUCCAAUGGGUUGUGGUGAAUGGGCUGUUAAAAGCUAGAUUUUGGAACCCUUCUGCUGUGACAUGUUGUAGGGCACUUUGAAGGUUUUCCUGCUGAACCUAAUACUGUGCUAAUAUUGUUCUGGAGUAGGCAUCCAAAGCACUUUUGAGUCGGUUGGUCUGGGAUCAACUUCAGCUGUUGCAGCCAAGCUGGUGCCACACAUGAGGCUGAGAGGGGAGUCUUGUUGUCUGGGCAGCUCAGGACCUCAAUACACACUGCCCAGGCUGGUACCCCGGGGAGGUCACUUCUUUUUUUUAAAAAAAAUUUUUUUUAUUAACAGGCCAAUCAAAUCACAUUAUUUCCAAAUCACAUUAGUUCCAAAUUAUACAGCCAGAUUUUUAAAUUUUGUUGGGGGUACCCAUACUUCAAGCUCCAAAUGGGGUCCAAGCAUCACUUAUAUUGCUGCUUUAAUUAGACAGUUCUAUCCAGUUCUGUCCAGAUAGUCUCUUUAUUACUUUCUUGUGGAGGUCACUUCUGUGCUGCCAACACAGCAGUUUGAGUUCACCCCUGGAGGCAGACUCCAUUGUCUCUCGAAUCAGAUGGAUGCCAACAAACCCAACAAUGUGAACAAGAGGAAGAUAUUCAUCCUACUGUGUGUAGACUUGGCCCUUAACCAUCAUGGCUUGUAAGAGUUACCUGGGGAUGGGGGACCCACUAGGUGGGUCCAGGAUGUAGUAGAUACUGCAUUUUAAGAUGGAGUAGUUCCUUUCUAAUUAUUAUGAAACCAGCGAUGUCUACGUACUAUUUUCAAAAUGUUGAAAAAGCAUGGAAGUUUCUGCAAUGAACUGUUUUCUAGCGCACAUUAAAGGUCUUCUCUUCUUUUGCUUCUGAUCAUUGGGGUUACCACCCACUUCUUUUUCUUCUCUACCUUUUGACCCCACUCUCUGUUCCUUCUGGGUUCUGUUUUCCAGGCGAAGGCUUCCACAAUUACCACCACACCUUUCCGUUUGAUUAUUCAGCUAGCGAGCUUGGCUUGAACUUCAACCCAACCACGUGGUUCAUUGACUUCAUGUUUUGGUUGGGCUUGGUCACCGAGAGGAAGCAGGCUCCGAGGGAGAUGAUCCAAGCUUGCAAAGAGAGGGCUGGAGAUGGCAGUUUUUGA